Molecule: messenger RNA, 4912 nt
Organism: Doryrhamphus excisus (bluestripe pipefish)
Lineage: Eukaryota; Metazoa; Chordata; Actinopteri; Syngnathiformes; Syngnathidae
Gene: radx
Product: RPA1 related single stranded DNA binding protein
Molecular function (GO): single-stranded DNA binding
Source: RefSeq, a predicted model, not a curated record
GACGUCAUCACUUUGCGACUCUGGCAACCACGCAAGCGGGGAAUUUGAAAGGAAAUAUUUAUUUUUUAAUUGACGAAAGUAGGGGAAAUCCGACGCCCUGUUAAUAUUCACAAAUAUUGGUUACUGGUAGAAAUUGCGUUAGAGUACAGUUUUAUUGUUAGACACUCAAUACUGUUCAGUUAGUGACACAGCACCUGUUUUGUUGUGAACGUUAGCUAGUGGCUACUUUGCUAGUCGGGGAAUACAUUUGCGAACUGACCAAAAAGUGUUUGCUAAUGUGUAAUUUGGUAAUUUUAUCAAUGUGUUAGUUAUCAAUGGGUUUCCACAAAUGUGUGGUUUUCACUGCAGCAUUGUUUUACCGAUUGGCGUAUAGUUAGCCGACGAGCUAACGUGAGCUAUCUUGGUGGCAGCCACCCCACAGACCGUUAACUUCAAAGCAGCUUGUUGGGAUUAGCUGUCCAUGAUGGAUAAUUCCCCGUCUGCUUCGACUGGUCUUCUUCGUUCGUCGUUCCUGGAGAGGACAAUGGAGCGGUUAUCUUCCAGGCAAUGUCUGAAACUACCCCAACAGGACGAGGCGGCGGAAAGUGUAGCUGUCAUUGCAGUUCAGCGCUACUUGUGCCAGCAAAGUGAAGGACAGCCGUGUGAGAAGUACAGCUACGACGUGACCAUCACCGACGGAGUGUGGCGGGCCAAAUGCUUUCUACACCCGAGUUUAAAUCAUUUGAUGCACAUUAACACCCUCAGAACAGGGUCGGACAUCAUCAUCACGGAGUGCUCGUUUGUGUACGACGAGAGGAGAGUGGGACAUGGCUACAUUAGAAUUGACAAGUUGAGGUGUGGCUCAGGGAGGUCUGCCCUCUUGUCCAACAUGGCUAAUGUUCGGGAUGUAAGCACUCUGCCCAUGCUGAUCAAACACAGCAUGGAGCAGAGCACCUUGCUCCAAAGCGACACGCCUCUCCAGGUGAAUCGCAAACAUUACCUAUCUCUGUGGAACGAUGAUGAUCCAGUGGGGGACAUAUGGACCUUGGUGCCCACCUUGCGUGCCCCGGUGUUAGAUGUGUCCAAGAUCUCUCUUCUUCAUAGCCUGGAGUCAUCUUUCAGAGGCUCAAAUAAGGCCCUCCCUCUCCUUGUGAGGAUAAUGCAGAAAUCCCGAUUGAGGUAUUAUGGCAAGAUGGAGACCAAGACAGAUUUCCCCUACCAGGCAUACUUUGAAGUCGCUGACCAGAGUGGCACCAUGUCUCUCGUGCUGUGGAAUGAUCUCUGUCCACAGUUUUACCUUGCACUCAAGGUUGGAACAGUGAUGUACCUCCAAAAUUACUCUCUUAAGCAGAGUUAUUCCAACCGCUCACACCCACAAAUGGACCAUUAUGGAAUGAAGAAAUUUACUGCAGUUGAAAUCUGCCUGAACCCUCACAAUCCAGCUUCAGUCAUCACCAUCGUGCCACCUAAGGAAGUUCAGCCUCAGUGGUCGUUGCCUGAUUUGUCCUAUCGCUUCACCACAAGAUCAGAGAUUGAGAAGUUGGCCAACAACGCAGCAUGUGAUGUCAUCGGUUUGGUUACUUUUGUAGGUCGUGUUCAAAGAAUAAAGAGUAAAGGCAACAAUGAAAAGUACUGGACGUUCCGCUGGGUUCAUGCCGUGGACGGAACAUCGGAACAGCCUUUUGUCCUGGAGAUUUUUUCCUCUUCUCAACCUGACAUCUUUGUAAACAUAAGUCCAAUGACCUACCUGGUGUGUACUCAGAUGCGAGUGUGUCAGGUAGAGGGCUCGUCACUUUACCUCACCAGUAGCUGUGAGACAGAGAUGUUCAUUACUGGCUAUCACAAACAUCAACCAUACGUGAAAGACCCCACUGUGAAGAAAUUCAUUCAGUGGACCAAGACUCAAAAGGACAACGUGAUUCUCCAGAUGGCGUCUGUUGGUGGCCAUUACUCUUACCCACAUGCCCCACCCACAUUCACCCAGCCUGUGGAGGAGACAUCAGAGCAAGUUACUCUUGUGGCUGUGUCUGACUUGAAGAAAGAGUUAGAAACCCUGCAGUAUCGAGAACAUAAAAUACUUGCCAUUCAAGGUCAAAUCACAGCUAUAAGAUAUGUGGAAAAAUCAAGCAUGAUAGAGGCACAAGGCCCCGGAUGGAACAAGAUGCCAGACGUGUCCACAGCUGAACAAGCACAUUUGGAUGUGCAAGAAACUGCUGUCGAAACCUCAGUGAAACAAACGACUGGAAAAGAAAGAAAACGGACAAUACAGACAAGUAAUGCAAAGCAGAGUUCUGCAAACUGUGUGCGUGCAAAAAGAGCGCUCCGACAAGAAAAUACACAAGUAGACCAGCCAGAGGAAGAUGAGGGAGAGUCAAACUCAGGGGAACAGAGUACACACCCUGAAAUUGAAGGCUGCGAUGCAUUAUCCUGGGAGAGCAGCGGGUGGUCAAGGCAACGCCAAGAAUUGUCUGAACAUUUGCAUCACGGUGCUCUUCAUCAGGACAGUAUCUCUCGGAGGUUCACCUUGGACAAGAAGAAUGCUCUUUUGGGUUGGAGCAAUGUUCACCCCAUGCGGUGGACACCAGAGCAAUCCGCGGAUGCUGUCCCACCUGCCGUUUGUCCUGGAUACUACCAAGUAACCAUACUAGGCAUAAACAGGACGAUGGCUGUGGACGCAGCCUUUUUACCCAUCGUGUGUUCCACUGAGCAAAGAGCCGUAGGUCUUAUUCAUGAUCGCCAUGACAACACCAUGAUGUCUUGUCUCUCUUCUGGAUUCCUCUGCCCCCUCAGCCACAGGAAGGCAACACAUCCUAGACCAGAGGAGAUUUUGACAACGGCUAGUGAACUGGAGGACACACACUUGGUGUGUGUCUUGGACAUUUGUCACCUUGGUGGAGAGGAGAUAGAGGUACUGAUUAGCAAAGUCUACAAAGUGACAGAGGUUUCUGUUUUGUAGCAGUUUACCAAUAUACAUCAUACAUUAUCAUAAUCAUACAAGUCUUCUCUAAUGCUAGAAACAGACAAAUUCAGGUUUCUGGAUUGCUUUUAUAAAAUCUGUUAAAAAGAAAAUAUUUAGUGCUAUGUUUAAUAUCAAUCAAACUGAGCCCUGUGUCUCACACGCACAGAGAGCUCACAAAGCACACUAAUAAAAUGAUUCAGGGCUGUCUUUGACUAAGGAUUUUCAUAGUCUAAUCUGAUGCGUUAGAUUUUGUUCAUAGUCAACUAAUAGUCAAAUAUAUUUUUUCAAGCGCACCACUUAUAGUUAUCCCUACAUAUAAACAAAUCUCAUUCGCGACUUUUUCCUCGUCAAAGAAAAAGGAUCCAUUUUGUCGGAUAAACAACUUAACAUGUAACAACAAUAUUUUUUAUUUAUUUAGUGACACAGUAAGCAGUUCACGUAGAUGCACAGUCCUUUGCCUCUUGUCUUGCCUGUUUCAUGUGUUGUUCUAUCAGCCCGUUGUGUGUGGCGGUUGGCUAGCGGCUAGCUCAAUAAUUUGGUCCCCCACUGUUCACUAGUCAUGUCUCUGUGAAAAUUAUGACGCUGGAGUCACUGUGGGUGAUUUGGAAUCAUAACCUGUUCAUUUUAUUCACUAAAGCAGUGGUUUUCAAACUGCAGGGUGCGCCCCCUAGGCCUAAAUAGGCUUUUUUACUCAAACAUUUAGAAUUUAAUAAAUAAAUGUUAUUUUGAGCUGACAGAAAUAACAAUCAAAAACAGUGUUUGUGUCAGUGUUAGAAGUCUAACUCGUCACAUUUUGUAUUUCGUUCGUGGGCGAGUUUAAGAGCUGUUAUGCUACUACAGAAAAAAGUAAUACAAAAAUAUGCUUGCUGACUUGUUUUAUAUAAUGGCCCAUAGUUCCGCAAUUGAUAUACGUUUACAUACAAUUUGAUGUAAUUAUUGUUGUAGUUGCACAUCGAAUUGUUUACCACAAAGAAAUUUCCCCUACUUAUUAUAAAGACUUAUUUCAAUCUUCGAUUAAAUGUGAUUCAUUCUGAGUUAACUACAGACAAAGUGUGAUUAAUCACAAUCAAAUAUUUUAAUCGAUUGGCAGCCCUAUUAUUAUUAACCCUAUUUUAUUCACUUUUGACAUUACAAUUUCAAAAGGUUGUAGCUUGAAAAUGCUAAUAGAUAAAUGCAUGCUGUAAAUGAGAAAAUUCAUCAUUGUGACCCAAAGUUUGUGAUAAGAGUAAAUACACUCAUCUAAUUUGCAUUGUCACGUCACCAGACUCGGAAAUGGUCAGAGCCCUGUCUCCACGAUACCACUGUUUUUGUUUUUUCUUGGUGGCUUGGUAAAGUCGCCAGUGUAAUUUUUCAACUGUAAAAUCUGAGCUGAAAAUGAAUCUCCAAAAGGGGGGCUAUGCAAAAAAAAAAAAGUUUGGGAACCACUGCACUAAAGAGACAUUAUCAGAAAAAUGCACAGUUGUGUCAUUACGCAAGCGUUGCUACCAUCUUCAUGUCAAAAAAUUCCAACUAUCCCUGUAAUUCAGAAAAAACGGCCACUGGGUGGCAGAAGUGCCAUUUGAUAUAAUCUCAGGCAAUCAUUUAAAUAGAACUAGAGUAUCACAUGAGAGGAAGAAGGAAGUGGAUUAGCAUGGAGGUGUGUAGCCUGCAGAAUGACAUUUUAAGGCAUGCACACACUAGUUCAAUUCCAAAUGUGAAAAUUGUAAAUAGUUCAUGCUGUUAUAUUUGGAAAUAAAUGAUUUUAAUGUUUAAAAAAAGCAUGUUUAUGUUGGUAGAGGUGUUUUGAGUUAUUUUGGUCAGUUCCAUCUUUGUAUUGCCAUAGAACCCAAUAUUCUGUGUGCUGUGAAAGAUCAGUCGUAAUCGGCUAAAAUACUGAAGAGGAAAAAAGUAAAUUGAUAAUGAAAACUGUGAUCAACAAACUUUUUUUCGCUCACAUUUUUCUGCUCACAAUCACAUUACAUACUAUAUGUUUAA